AAGUGUGGAGGUUUGUACUUUCUUGGGGAUGAGUAUCUUUGUUGUAGAUGACCGUGGGCCACAUGAAUGGCUUCUGGAAGACACUCCAUAAACCGUUUAUGAAGCUAUUUCAAAACACUCAUUCGAACGUUCACUGGAAGAUCUACAAGUAUAUCAACAUGUCAGGCUUCAAAUACCACUUGUGGUUACCAGUUGCUGUGGGUGUCAUAAUGGUGGCUCUCCCAUACUCCAUCUCCCUGGCAGCCCAGCUGAAGUAUGGCUGGCCCAACAAGCCGGGUUACCGGAAGUAUAUAGAAGCUCUAAAACCACGGCGAAUUUACCGCAUAACCAGAGCUGUGUUGGAGUCACUUAAAUGCCUGCAAUAUGGACGGCUUUACUUGAAGGUGUCGUCAUGGUACAAGAAUGAUGAGAACCGGAUUCAUUAUGUACAGGGUAUCACAUUUGGUCGCAGAGGCAACAAGCUUGACCUGUACCACCCUCCCAGGUUGGGGGGAAAGUCUGAGGAAAUAGCAGCACCACCAUCACCAUUGGUGGUUUUUGUCUACGGUGGUGCGUGGUGCUCCGGAGAACGACCCAUUUACUGUCUGCUGGCUCGAUGCAUGGCUGAAGAACUGAAUGCAACUGUUGUUUGUCCCGACUACAGCACCUAUCCAAAGAUGAAUGUUUUAGGGAUGGUACAAGAUAUUGUAGACUGUCUCAUCUGGGCCCAAGAGAGUGGACCAAAAUUCAACUUUGAUAAAGACAAUAUUGUUUUAAUCGGCCAUUCGGCUGGUGCACAUUUAUGUGCACUCACCACGCUGUUUCUCGUCGAUGCAAGAGAGGAGCUGUUCAUUGAUGUCCGCUACCUGGAGGGCCUAACGUCAGCGAUCAAAGGAGUUAUUGGUCUCAGUGGUGUCUAUAACAUUGUGGAUCAUUAUGAACAUGAGCAGCAGAGAGGAGUCGAAUAUAUCUCCGCCAUGCACAAAGCCAUGAAUGGAGUGGAGAAUUUCCCCUACUACUCACCCACACACUUGCUGCAGACGUUAGGCCAGGACAAACUGAGCAGAGUGCCUCCGUUUGCUUUGAUCCACGGCACCUGUGACAUAUUAAUUCCUGCAGAAUCUUCAACAAAGUUCUCAGAGCUCCUCACCUCACUGUCCGUAAAGGCGUCGCUCUAUUUGAUGCCCAUGGUCGACCACUUGGAGAUGGUCACUGACCUCAUGGCAGCAGAGCAACGCUUCUACCAUGUCAUCUACGGCUGUAUUAAACAGGAGUAUAGGAAGCUUGUGGAAGUCAGCUGACCUUACAUGACUGAAAGUAAUUCUGAUGAUCAUUAUUUCGGUGUUUGUUCUUAUUCAGAGUAUGUGGUCUCUUUUUUUCAACCGGAAAUGUUAAAAUAUUCUUAGAUCAUACUUUAUUUUUACUUUACAUUUUACUCUACUUUACAUUUCCCUUUACGUAUUUCCAUAGUGCCUCAUAUUAACUCACUAGCAAGAUCUCAGUGUAUAGACUGGUCAUAUAUCUCAUCUCGUUUCAUAUUAUCUACAUACUGUAUUGUAUAUAACUCUAGGAAAAACUGUUGAUUUUGUUAAUACUUGGGUUGUUUGUAUUGUUUAUUUUUCUAUAUUGUGUAUUUUGUACUGCUUAACUGAUUCUGUACUCUUGCUGCUGUGCAAUGCAAAUUUCCCCACUGAGGGAUGAA
Molecule: messenger RNA, 1681 nt
Organism: Doryrhamphus excisus (bluestripe pipefish)
Lineage: Eukaryota; Metazoa; Chordata; Actinopteri; Syngnathiformes; Syngnathidae
Molecular function (GO): arylformamidase activity
Source: RefSeq, a predicted model, not a curated record